AGCUGCCAGUGAUGACACGAUCAAGUUUGCUAGGGGCCUCGUGGAGCAAGCCUCGAAUAAUCCACUGAUGGUUGCCGGUGGAGAAGAGUCAGUUACUAGUCAAUUGUCGAGCUAUGUUUUGUUGCAGUGCACAAGAGAUCUUAAUAGUGAAGGCUGCAAGAACUGCUUAGAAACCGGGUUGAGCCAAGUUAGUGCUCAGUGCAACCAAACUAACGGGUGGCGAUAUGUAUCAGGAAGCUGCACGCUGAGGUACGAGGUUUUUCCCUUCUUCAGCAUUUCGGCAAUAUCAACUCUUCAGUCUCCGCCAGCAGCUUCUCCACAGGGCGAAGAAGAGAUGACAAAGAACAACAUGUCAAGCGCUAAGAUUGCCUCCAUUGUUGCACCUAUUCUUGGAGCAGUUCUUUUGGGCCCUCUUCUAUACUACCUAUGGCGAAGGCUGAGAAGGAAAAAAGAUAGAGGAAGAUCUCCUUUCAGUGAUAUUUCAAAUUCACCGGACACAGAUUUGCAUCUGAUGGAUUUGGUUACUAUACAAGCAGCCACGAGUAACUUUUCCGACAACAAUAAACUUGGGGAAGGUGGCUUUGGCCCUGUUUACAAGGGCAUACAUGGCAGAAAAGAAAUCGCAGUUAAGAGGCUCUCAAAAAAUUCCAAACAAGGUGCUGCUGAAUUCAAGAAUGAAGUGAAACUAAUUGCAAAACUUCAGCACAGAAACCUUGUUAGACUUUUGGCUUGCUGCAUUGAGAGAGAUGAAAAACUAAUAGUUUACGAAUUUCUUCCCAAUGGAAGCCUGGAUGCCUUUCUUUGCGAUCCAAAUAGGCGUGCUCAGCUGGAUUGGAACAGAAGAAUACAGAUAAUUUCAGGAAUUGCAAGGGGUAUUCUCUACCUCCAUGAGGACUCGAGGCUCAAAGUCAUUCACAGAGAUCUUAAAGCUAGCAAUGUGUUGUUGGAUAAUGAGAUGAACCCAAAGAUAUCAGAUUUUGGCAUGGCAAAGAUUUAUGAAGUGGACGAAACUGAAGUUAAUACUAACAGAAUUGUUGGAACUUACGGAUACAUGGCACCUGAGUACGCAAUGGAUGGUCUGUACUCUGAGAAGUCAGAUGUGUAUAGUUUUGGAGUUCUGCUACUAGAGAUCAUAAGUGGUGAAAAGAAUGGCCGCACACAUUUUGAAAGACAUGGGCAGACCCUUCUUAGAUAUGCAUGGCAGCUGUGGAACGAGCACAAUGCGGUGGAGCUGAUGGAUUCAUUGUUAGAAGGCUCAUAUCCAACAAAUGAGGCAAUGAAAUUAAUAAAUAUUGGCUUGUUGUGUGUCCAAGAAAAUUCAGAUGGAAGACCGACCAUGUCUUUGGUGGUUCAUAUGCUUCGAGCUGAGGAAACGGUUAUUCCCCAGCCCACACAACCCCCAACAUUUAUUAGACAGAGGACAUCAGCAUCAAAUGUUUCAUCAAAUACUCAUUCCAGUACUGAUCACUCCAUCAAUAGGGUGACAGAAAGUAUUAUUGAGCCUAGGUGAUGUAUUACUUUUAGCAAACAUUACUGGUGUAACAUAAACAAGUGGGUGGUUUCACCAAGGAAAUAACAUGAACAACCAAAGAAGCUAGUGGAUUUUGCUAGUGCUCUUGAUCUUAGAGAUCGCUAUGUUGAUGGCUUGGGAAUGAUCAAAAGCAGGGACAGCCCCAAGA
Molecule: messenger RNA, 1679 nt
Organism: Asparagus officinalis (garden asparagus)
Lineage: Eukaryota; Viridiplantae; Streptophyta; Magnoliopsida; Asparagales; Asparagaceae
Product: cysteine-rich receptor-like protein kinase 10
Exons: 7
Coding region: 68-1510 (480 amino acids)
Biological process (GO): protein phosphorylation
Molecular function (GO): ATP binding; protein kinase activity
Source: RefSeq, a predicted model, not a curated record